Molecule: messenger RNA, 1129 nt
Organism: Pipistrellus kuhlii (Kuhl's pipistrelle)
Lineage: Eukaryota; Metazoa; Chordata; Mammalia; Chiroptera; Vespertilionidae
Gene: IL18BP
Product: interleukin 18 binding protein
Exons: 6
Coding region: 228-779 (183 amino acids)
Biological process (GO): T-helper 1 type immune response
Molecular function (GO): interleukin-18 binding
Source: RefSeq, a predicted model, not a curated record
AGUCCCCGCGGACCCAGUCUGAUGCUGGCUGGUGAGUAAAGGCGCAAGGCGGCUUCCCGUGUCUGAGCCUGCGUUAGGUUCCCUGUUAGAUUCAAAGUGAAAGUGAAAUGGAGGCCAGUGCUUUCCCAGAAUUUCCCUGGAUCCUGCCCUUCCCAGAACAGCUCCCUCCGUGAGGAGAGCUUUAUCUCCCUCCCGACUGGAGCCAAGAACACAGCUCCGGGCGCAUCAUGACCACCAGACGGAACUGGACACCAGACUCCAGCCCUUUGUGGAUCCUGUUCCUGUGUGCCCACAUCGUCUCCCAUUUGGCGAGAGCUACACCUGUACCCCAGGUCGUCACAGCCGCUGCAGUCUCAGCUGGGAUCACGACGCUUCCAGCAACCGAGCGGUGCCCAGCAUUGGAGGUGUCCCGGCCAGAAGAUGGACUCUCACAAAACGGAACGCUGACUCUGUCCUGUACCGCCUGUAGCCGCUUCUACCACUUCAGCCUUCUCUACUGGCUGGGCAACGGUUCCUUCAUCGAGCACCUCCCGUAUGGGCUGCGGGAGGGCAGCACCAGCGUGGAGAACAGGGGUGCCAACUCUCACCUGAAGAAGGCCCUGGUGCUGGAGGAGUUGAGCCCCGCCUUGCUCAACACCAACUUCUCCUGUGUUUUCGUGGAUCCUGACAGCACUGCCCAGCGCCACGUCGUCCUGGCCCAUCUCCAGGCUGGGCCGAGGACAGUCAUGACCCCCGAAUCAAGAAGCCUCCAGAGGGUUCCCUCUGCCUCACCAUCCUGACAGGUGAACUCAAGCUGGUUGCAGCGCCACCUCUUCAUUUAGGUCUAGGCUGUCAGCUCAGGCCACAAUCUCAACUUAAUGGUAUAUAUUUGUAUAGGCAAAGCUCGUUUUAUUGUGUUCACAGAUAAUGCAAUUUUUACAAAUUGCGGGUUUGUGGCAACCCUGUGUUGAUUAAAUCUGUUGGCACUAUUUUUUUCAAUAGCAUUUGUUCACUUUGUCAUAUUGUAGUAAUUCUUGCAAUAUUUCAAAUCAUCAUUGUAUUUGUUAUGAUCUGUGAUCUUUGAUAUAACAAUUGUUUUUUUGGGUGCCAUGAAUCAUGCCCAUAUAAGAUGGUAAGCUUAAUUGACAAA